AUGACUCGACAAAAUUAAGUCAUCUUUUUAUGUCUUUCUACUGACCUAGUUAAAACAUUGUUGAAUCGAGCUAAUAUCAUAAGCGACUUGAGAAAUGGAAAAAAUUGAUCUUACAGAGCGUCUUUUGGAGGACAUGGGCAAUCUGUGCCUAAGUGAAUCGUACGCAGAUAUGGAAUUUGUCGUCGAGGGGGAGAAAUUGCCGGCGCAUCGCGUUGUUCUGGCCGUACGCAGUGAAUAUUUCCGGGCCUUGCUUUAUGGAGGAAUGUCGGAGUCGACACAAUGUCAAAUAAAAUUGGAUGUGCGUCUAGAUCUCUUCAAGCUGCUGCUGGAGUAUAUAUACACGGGUAAUUUGUCGAUCGCCACACUGAAGGACGACGUGGUUAUAGACAUGCUAGGCACUGCGGAUCAAUACGGAUUUCACGAUCUUCAGCUGGCCAUUUCCAAGUACUUAACACAAUCCUUGACAUUGAAAAAUGUUUGCGUAGUUUUGGACGCUGCCCUUUUGUACAACCUAAAAGACUUGACUGAAGCUUGUCUAUCGUUUAUGGACGGCAAUGCGUCCGAUCUUCUACAGGAGGAAUCAUUCAACUUACUAUCCCAGGAAUCUUUGGAGAUGGUUCUGCAGAGAGACACCUUUUACGCCCCAGAAGGAGAAAUAUUUCAGGGUGUCUUAAAGUGGAGUCGUUCUAAUAAUGCUGUAGACACCGAAUCGCUAUGGGAUGCUGUGCGACUGCCAUUGAUUGGGAUUAACGAUUUGCUGGAAGUCGUGCGUCCCUUGGAAAUUCUGGAUCCCAAUAAACUACUUGAUGCAAUCUCCCAAACGCGUUCAAAGAUCUUGCCAUAUCGUUCGCAUUUAAUAUUAGAGAAGAAUGUGGCUACUGCUGAAUAUUCUGCAAGAUGCACUGAGGGUGUUAACUGUUCCAACUUGCUUAAUGGCGAUGUGAUUAACUAUACUAAGCACACGGGUUACACGUAUCACACCAUCUCGGAUGGGAAGGAUAAUGCGAUUGUAGUUGAACUAGGCGCCAUGUACAACAUUAAUCACAUCCGCCUUUUGCUGUGGGAUAAGAACUUACGUGCAUACUCCUAUUUCAUCGAGGUCUCUGCCGAUAAGCUCAAUUGGGAACGUGUCAUCGACUAUAGCCAGUACCAUUGUAGGUCUUGGCAAUACUUAUAUUUUGCUGCACGGCCUGUUCGUUUCAUUAAAAUUGUGGGAACCUAUAGCAAUACGGUUCAGAAUUAUCGUCUUGUCAGUUUGGAAGCCAUGCAUGCGAUCGAUGUACCAAAGCUUAUUGGACAUUUUGUGUCACCUGUAGAUAAUGUGGCUACGAUUCCAAUGCAUGCUUGUGUUAUAAUAGAUGGCGAGAUAAUUUGCAAUACUCUCAUAGAUGGAAAUUUCUUAGAUUGCGAUGAAGAAGUGAAUGAACACGACUACACUGAGCACGAAUUGGGCAUGGAAGGAAUUGUCGUUCGUCUGAGACAGCCCUAUCAUGUGGGAUCCAUCCGUUUGCGGUUGUGGGAUCGCAGCGAUGUUACUUACAAAUUCUAUGUUGAGACGUCAACAAAUUGUAAAGACUGGGAGAUGGCUGUGGACAAACGAAAUGAGGAAGUAAGAUCCUGGCAAAACUUUCAUUUCACUCCUCGUACUGUUGUCUAUAUACGCAUAGUGGGCACAGAUUCUUCGGAUGGGGCAUCGUUUGCUUGCAUUCACUUUGAAUGCCCCAGUCAGGAGAUCGAGUAGUGUUUCACCUACUUGUAGUCUGAAAUUUUUCUAAGCUUCUGUAUGAUCAGUUUUUCAAAUAAACUAUG
Drosophila willistoni is the source of this 1809-nucleotide messenger RNA. Its product is annotated as BTB/POZ domain-containing protein 9. Gene Ontology annotation, biological process: circadian behavior; adult locomotory behavior; modulation of chemical synaptic transmission. Lineage: Eukaryota; Metazoa; Arthropoda; Insecta; Diptera; Drosophilidae. The transcript has a single exon. Gene Ontology annotation, molecular function: protein binding. The record is from RefSeq and is a predicted model, not a curated record. Bases 95 to 1741 code for a protein of 548 amino acids.